UUAAAAUUCUGACAGCAGCACCUGAUUUAUAAACAAAGUCAAAGAUUGCACUUCGGUGCAACUCAACGCAUACAAUUAUGACAAUUCAUAAUUUAUAUAUAUUUUCUAGAAAUGGUUUGUUGUUAUAUUAUGCUGAAUGGAAUAGAUUGAAUAAAUCUGGAAUAACGAAAGAAGAGGAAGCAAAAUUGAUGUAUGGAAUGUUGUUUUCCAUAAAAUCAUUUGUAAGUAAAAUAUCACCGUUGGAUCCAAAGGAAGGUUUUUUGUAUUACAAAACAAGUAAAUAUACUUUACAUUAUUUUGAAACACCGUCUGGUUUAAAGUUUGUUUUAAAUACGGACAAUGCAACCCAAAAUGCAAGAGAAUUGUUGCAACAAUUGUAUCGCGAGGUAUAUUUGGAAUACGUCGUGAAGAAUCCACUUUGUCAACUGAAUGAACCGAUACAAAGUGAAUUAUUUAAAUUAAAAGUUGACGAGUUGUUUAAAAAGUCGCCAUUAUUUUUAAGCAGAUCGUUAUAACCAAAGAAAUUCAGAAAAAUACUUGUACAAUUAAUAUUGUAAAAUAUUAUUAUUAUCAUUAUGAGAAAGAGAGA
Polistes dominula (European paper wasp) is the source of this 589-nucleotide messenger RNA. It is a transcript of the gene Bet5, whose product is annotated as blocked early in transport 5. NCBI's taxonomy places the organism in Eukaryota, Metazoa, Arthropoda, Insecta, Hymenoptera, Vespidae. The record is from RefSeq and is a predicted model, not a curated record. Gene Ontology annotation, cellular component: TRAPP complex. Gene Ontology annotation, biological process: endoplasmic reticulum to Golgi vesicle-mediated transport.